This is a messenger RNA of Fusarium graminearum PH-1, 1068 nucleotides long. RefSeq lists its product as uncharacterized. Gene Ontology annotation, molecular function: methyltransferase activity. Lineage: Eukaryota; Fungi; Ascomycota; Sordariomycetes; Hypocreales; Nectriaceae. The record is from RefSeq and is a predicted model, not a curated record. The coding region runs from base 1 to 1068 and encodes 355 amino acids. The transcript has 9 exons.
AUGACCAUAACUACAGAGGCUGAAAGGCCGACAGACCUCGACCCUGAUCUCAAGACUGCAGCGACUGCAACUGCGACUGCAACCACCACCGGAAGACACGCGCCCACCACAGAGGAGAGUGAUCUGCAGGCUGAGAGCGAGGGCGAUUUUCCCGAUGACGAUUCAGCGCUCGGCGACGACGCUGCAAGUAGCACAGCAUCCAUCAAUUCAAGCAUCAUGGCCUAUCGCACUGAAAACGGAAGAACCUACCAUGCAUUUAGAGAAUCCAUCAAUUACGUGCUCCCUAAUGACUCGUCUGAGCAAGAACGUCUCGAUCUGCAACAUCACCUUUUCACACUUACCCUCGGCGGAAAGCUGUAUCUGAGUCCAUUGCAACGCGAUGAUAAGCCCCUGGGACGCGUUCUUGAUGCGGGAACAGGAACUGGCGUUUGGGCAAUUGACUUUGCCGACGCUCACCCAGAGACACAGGUCCUUGGAAUCGAUCUCAGUCCUAUCCAACCAAACUUCCUUCCAACAAACCUCGAAUUCCAAGUCGACGACCUCGAAGAUGAAUGGACAUACAACUACAAAUUCGACUUUGUCUUUGGCCGCAUGCUCACUGGCUCCAUCGGCGACUGGCCCAAGUUCUUCCAGCAAUCCUUCGACAGUCUCAACCCCGGCGGUUGGAUUGAGUGUCAAGAUAUAACCUUCCCCGGCGAAUCAGACGACGGAACACUACUAAAGGGAUCUCCCAUCGACCAGUGGUGCGAACUCAUGACCGAAGCAGCGAACAAUUUCGGCAGAUCAGCAGUCAGCGCCAAGUUGUACAAGCAGCAGAUGAUUGAUGCGGGUUUUAUCAAUGUUACUGAGGUGAUUUACAAGUGGCCCAGCAACAGAUGGCCCGCGGAUCCUUACUACAAGGAACUUGGAUUCUGGUGUAACCACAAUAUCGCUGGUGAACUGUCUGGCCUCUCCAUGGCUCUUUUCACGAAAGGGUUGGGCUGGAGUUUUGAAGAGGUGGAGGUUUUCCUGGCCAAGGUCAGAACUGAUAUGAGGGAUAGACGUAUUCAUGCUUGGUGGCCCAUGUGA